AUGGUCUUGGUGAGAGGAAUGUUUGAAGAAUGGCUCAAACGAUGUCGCGAAUCUCGCCAACUCGUAGUGGUGAUCGUAGCUAUAGCUUUACUCCUGGACAAUAUGCUUCUAACUACUGUGGUCCCCAUAAUACCGGAGUUCCUUUACGACAUCCAGCACCCCGAUCAACCACUAACUGCUACAUUUUCAUCAAUCCCGCCGAAUGAAUAUCCAGUGCCCCAUGGAGCCAUGACAGCGAACGGGACAGUGCCGACCUGGGAACAACGAGAAGCGACUCUCAAAAAGGAAAGGCACGACGAUCUGGUUCACGAAACGGUUGCAGUUGGUAUGAUGUUUGCGUCCAAAGCGGUCGUGCAGCUAAUGGUUAACCCCAUUGUCGGACCUCUCACCCACAGAAUCGGCUAUAGCAUACCUAUGUUCACUGGAUUUUUCAUCAUGUUCAUAUCGACCAUAAUAUUUGCUUUCGGACGGAGUUACGGGGUAUUGUUUUUGGCUAGAGCAUUGCAAGGGAUCGGAUCGUCUUGUUCGACUGUUUCUGGAAUGGGAAUGUUAGCUGAACGGUACCCGGACGAUAAAGAACGAGGAAACGCAAUGGGUAUUGCAUUGGGUGGAUUAGCUUUGGGCGUGUUAAUCGGUCCACCGUUUGGAGGAAUUAUGUACGAGUUUGUGGGGAAAACUGCUCCGUUUUUAAUACUCUCGGCCCUGGCACUAGGAGACGGAUUGCUACAACUACUGCUUUUACAACCGGGAGUAGUCACAACUGAUGCUGAUCCCCCUUCCUUAAAAUCCUUGGUGAUGGACCCCUAUAUAAUAAUAGCUGCAGGCGCUAUUACUUUUGCUAAUACGGGAAUCGCUAUGCUUGAGCCUUCUUUACCUAUAUGGAUGAUGGACACUAUGGGUGCUGGAAGAUGGAAACAGGGAGUAACAUUUUUGCCGGCGAGUAUUUCUUAUUUGAUCGGAACAAAUUUGUUUGGACCUCUCGGACACCGUAUGGGAAGAUGGUUAGCUGCGAUGAUUGGAUUGAUCGUCAUUGGGAUUUGUUUGAUGAUAAUACCAACUGCGAGAGACAUAAAUCACUUGAUCGUACCGAACGCUGGUCUGGGUUUUGCUAUUGGUAUGGUGGAUUCGUCAAUGAUGCCCGAGCUUGGCUAUUUGGUUGAUAUACGUCAUACAGCUGUAUAUGGUAGUGUUUAUGCGAUUGGAGACGUGGCGUUUUGUCUGGGUUAUACAAUCGGACCGGCUUUAAGCGGAACAUUGGUGAACACAAUUGGAUUUGAAUGGAUGUUAUUUGGAACGGCUAUGUUGAAUUUUUUGUACGCACCACUUCUCUACUUCCUGCGCAGCCCACCGACAAAAGAAGAAAAAAAAUCUUUGGUCACCGGAGAAAAAUCAUCGGUGCGUUAUAUAACCUAUCAAAACGAAGCGGAAGAAGAAUAA
Molecule: messenger RNA, 1437 nt
Organism: Macrosiphum euphorbiae (potato aphid)
Lineage: Eukaryota; Metazoa; Arthropoda; Insecta; Hemiptera; Aphididae
Source: the annotation of a GenBank genome assembly